AUGGGCGCGAGUACCGUAGUUGCUGUUUUGUGCUGUGUUCUGGCGCUCUCGGUGGCUGAGUCCCAACUCGAACAGCAGAAACAAAAACAGCCUUCUGAUCAGCUAGGUGCCGCUACUGUGACGUCAUCAGGGAGUGACCUGACGGGUGCGGCCACUCAAGGACACGGAGGGCAUGGCGGCGAGAAAUUCUUUAUGUACGCUCACCAGCCCGAUAAGAAGCAGUACGAGUUCGGCUUCAAGAGAGGAAAUGACUAUCACACUAUAGAACGAUAUGAGAAGGGGGGACCUCACCACAACUUCAAGGCAAAGGUCCGUUGGGAAGAUAGCAAAGGGGGCUACGGCGAGCACUAUUGGGACUACAACCACGCCCCGAAAUACCACGACGACCAUCACGACGACCACCAUGGCGGAGGCGGCGGUUACCAUGACGACCACCAUGGCGGAGGCGGCGGUUACCAUGACGACCACCAUGGCGGAGGCGGCGGUUACCAUGACGACCACCAUGGUGAUGGCGGGUACCAUGACGGCCACAAUGACCACGGCGGGUACCAUAGUCAGCCCGUGCCCGACUUCGCCCCCGCGCUCGCCUCCUCGUCCUCCCCGAAGGUCGUGGGCGAGAGAGAGGGCCGCUCUUACACGCCGAGCGCCCACCCCCGACGACGUCCCAAGGCCACUUCUGCGGGGAACAAAGUCGGGGUGGACAAGGCCUCGGGGCUGGAGGAGAAAGAGCCCAGGAAGGAGGUAGUCCCCAGGAAGAACAAGAACGGCAGGAAGAAGUACGGUUUCUUCAACGAAAGGAGGAGCUUCGAGUACUCCAGGACCUUCGGCAGGGACGGCAAACAGCCGGAGAAGAAGGGGUCGCAGGGGGCAGUCGAAUCCCCUUCGGCUCGUGCCUCGGGCUUCGACCAAACCCCUGACCUCUCGGACACGAAAUUCUAUCCUCGGUCGUCUGCUUCCUCCUCUUCUCCUUCUUCGUACUCUUCUCUUCUGAGCCCAGACAGCAAGAAAGUCUCUGAAAGUAAGAAGUUUUCCGCGAGGUUACCUUCUAGCUCACCUCAAAGGGCGUUCAACAACCGCCGUUUCAAGCGACCAAGACACAGGUCCUCCUCCAUCUCCACCACCACCUCUUCCCCUCUCCCUCUCCCCUCUCCUCCUCCUCAGAGGAAGAAGCCUGAGGAAUCUACGACCUCCCCCUCUCCAGCCUCACCCGCAUCCUCUCCGUCUCCUUCCAUCUCCCCUUCCGGUUUGGCUUUCGAUAUGGAGACAGGCCGAGUAUACGACGAGGAGGCCGGUGUGUGGUACUCGCUCGUCCCCGUCACUGAGCCCUGAGGAGCCACUGGAGCGGUAAGAGGUACCUCCUUCCAGCGCUCAGUUCUUACUCAAAGUGCGAGUAAGUGCAUCUAAUAACCUUCCCUAUUAGCUUUAUCUCUCCCCUAUCUCUCUCUCUC
Messenger RNA from Penaeus indicus, 1448 nucleotides. Its product is annotated as triple functional domain protein-like. The record is from RefSeq and is a predicted model, not a curated record. NCBI's taxonomy places the organism in Eukaryota, Metazoa, Arthropoda, Malacostraca, Decapoda, Penaeidae. Bases 1 to 1329 code for a protein of 442 amino acids. The transcript is spliced from 6 exons.